This is a messenger RNA of Daldinia loculata, 564 nucleotides long. RefSeq lists its product as uncharacterized. The coding region runs from base 1 to 564 and encodes 187 amino acids. NCBI's taxonomy places the organism in Eukaryota, Fungi, Ascomycota, Sordariomycetes, Xylariales, Hypoxylaceae. The record is from RefSeq and is a predicted model, not a curated record. The transcript has a single exon.
AUGUCCAAACUAACCUCAAUGGACGCCUGGACAAGAAGAACCCAAAGCGACACAAGCUCGCUCAGCGGCACAACCGGCGUCUACACGCCCACACACACAACAUCACCAUCCAACCUCGCCGCCAUCCCCCUCCCCGCACCCUUCUCCACAUACGGGGGUAUCGGGUCCGCGCCCGAAGCAGGCGAGACAUACAUGAUCCGGCACAUGGACACGGGCAAGGCCGUGACCCUUUCCGGCGGAGAACUAGUCCUACGAACCGACGCCGACGUAGACGGGGGCUGGCGAUGGCACUGCAGCGAGAGCCACGACGGGUGGUUGUACUUCCGGGAGACGGUGUCGGGGGUCUAUUUAGGACGAGACGGCUGGGGCGGAUUUCGGGCUAAGAAGCGGAGUCCGGGUGUGUGGGAGCGAUUGCUUAUCCGACCCCGCGAGGCUGGGGGAUGUAAUAUUUUUGCGAUUCAUUGGUGGAUAUUGAUGGCGAUGAGCACCGAGGACACGGACGGCAAGUUAUUUGAGACUAAUACGGUGGCGAAGGCUUCGCGGUGGGAGUUUGUGCGGGUGUGA